Messenger RNA from Ceratosolen solmsi marchali, 12359 nucleotides. It is a transcript of the gene Hml, whose product is annotated as hemolectin. The record is from RefSeq and is a predicted model, not a curated record. Gene Ontology annotation, molecular function: chitin binding; protein binding. Lineage: Eukaryota; Metazoa; Arthropoda; Insecta; Hymenoptera; Agaonidae. Gene Ontology annotation, cellular component: extracellular region; extracellular matrix.
UAUGUCGCGAACCUUACUUAUUACGCACGUUUUUAUAUGCAUAAUUUUUAUCAAUAAAAUUGUUGUUUCUGAGGGCUAUUUUCAUUCGGAACGUAGAUCGGAAACGCAUAGGAGGCAUAAAACAUCAUCAAGAUUAACAAGUAAGGAGAUUGCCAAUGGCGAAGCUUGUGUGAUACCACCUGAUCCUCCAAUCAAUGGCUAUAUCAACUGUGUAUCAAGCAGUAAUUGUCUUGCAAAUUGUAAUGAGCUGUAUCGAUUUCCAAAUGGAGAAGAGCAGCUCGCGAUAGAAUGUCAUAAUGAUUUGUGGCGAGUUUUGGGCGCUGAUUACGAUUCUAUUCCACACUGCGAACCCGUUUGUCUGCCCGAAUGUCAAAACAAUGGGAUUUGCGUCGGGCCCAAUCAAUGCAAUUGCCCGGAAAACUUUUCCGGACCCCAGUGCCAAUUCGAAAACAAACCCUGUUUGAAUUUACCACCGCUAAUUGCCAAUGCUCAAAGAAAGUGCACCUCGAAAGCAUGUACGAUAAGCUGCCUGAACCAUUUCGUAUUUCCCGACGGCUCGUCGGUCGCCAAUCUACUAUGCAAACACGGAAAUUGGGAGCCAACGAGAAACGACUGGGUUUCCAUUCCCAACUGCCAACCCGUCUGCGAUCCGCCUUGUCAAAAUCAGGGGAUCUGCCUAUCUCUCGACACCUGCCAGUGCCCCCAAGAAUUUCGCGGACCGCAGUGCCAAUAUCGUGAGGAGGCGUGCGGGGACGCGAAGCUGGGCUUCAACGGCGCCUACCACUGCGGCAGCCUCGACGAGCAUUCGUACGGUUGCGAGCUGAGCUGCCCGGCGGGUCUGAGCUUCGAGUUCACCCCGGCACCGAGAUACGUGUGUCGAUACGAGUUUGGAGUGUACGAGCCCCAGCCGGUGCCGCGCUGUCUCGACUCAUACGGCAACGACCAGGGCGCUUACGAGCGCGUCUCCAAUUACACCUGGAGCAUGCAGGCCAGCAGUGGCUACGAGACGUCAAAGUUAAACUCCCUACUGGUGGGCGGAUACUCGGGCAGCUACGCCGAUGCCAGCGCUAGUAGCAGUGGCGAUGGAAGUAGCAGUGCGAGCAGGAGCAGUAAUUACGGCGGUGGUGGAGCUGCAUGGGGGAGCAGUAGCAGUAGCAGUAGCAGUGAUGGUGCUGGAUGGAAUGGCCUUGGUAAUGGCAUCAACGAUGCCGCAUGGGGCGAAAGUAACAGUGGCGGUGGCAGUGGCUUCGAGUCAUAUACGAAGAACCAUAAUGAUGCCGGAGACGUGGAGAUGGUCGACACACUUAUCGUUAACAACGAGAACGUCGUUCGGCACGAGCUUGACAGCAAUGUCGAGUGGAAACCCGAGCCGGGCUCCUGCUUCACCUGGGCCGGCACUCACUACAAGACCUUCGAUGGCCUGAUUUACAGCUUCGAGAGUGUCUGCGCAUAUACGCUGCUGAAGGAGACGCGCGAUGGACUAUUUACGGUGAGCGUGCAAAACGACCCGGGUUGCAAGGGCGGCAACUACUCCGGCGGCUCCUCCCAUUGUCCGCGCCACGUCUGCAUCUACAUCCAGGGUAAGGAGUAUACGCUGUCGGUGGGCGAGACCGGACUGCCCGAGUUCCGUAGUGGGGGCAAGAAGCUCUCGGUACCGACGCAACUGGCGCACCUGCGCGUGGAGCCGAUCGCGGGUGGACAGUCCCUCGUCGCUCACCUCGACCUCGUCGGCCUGACAAUCAGAUGGGACGGGGCGACGAUGCUUCAGCUCGAGGUUGCCGAGUCGCUCUGGAAUAGAACCGCCGGUCUCUGCGGUACGCUCAACGGCCACCGCGACGACGACCUGGGGCCGACGAUGAAAGUUAAACAUCUGGCCAACGAAUGGAAGAUCAAUGACAUCGGAGAAAAGUGCGAGGAGCGGCCAAAUUACGAGCACGCCUGCGCAUCGAACGACGAGAAAAAUCAAGGGGCGAAAGAAUUUUGCUCGAAACUGUUAUCUGACUCGAGGUACAAAAGUUGCGACAAACACAUCGAUCCCGCGGAAUUCGAGGCCACUUGUCAAUGGGACUACUGCUUCUGUGGAGAUGGCGAGCGAGAGAAAUGUGCGUGCGAAACGAUGGCCGUUUACGUGCGCCAGUGUGCCCACAAAGGAAUCGUUUCCGCAUCCGGAUGGCGAGAUACCAAUGUUUGCCCAUUGGAGUGCAGUGACGGCAAGAUUUACAUGAACUGCGGUCCGAAGAUCCAGCCGUCCUGCGGCUCCGACCACGCGGACCAUGAGCAGGUAGACGUCGCAGACGCCACAGACUGCGAGGAGGGCUGUUUCUGCCCGGCCGGGACUGUCCUCCACGAAGGUCGUUGCGCCGUUCCCGAGGAGUGUCCCUGCCGACUACGCGGCAAGUCCUUCGCCCCGGGUUCGAGUGUACCCAAGGACUGCAAUACGUGUGUGUGCACGUCCGGACGCUGGAUAUGCAGCGAGGCUAAGUGCGCCGCGAGAUGCUCGGCCGUCGGCGAUCCUCACUACACGACCUUCGACGGCAAGAGAUACGACUUCAUGGGCAAGUGCACGUACUACCUCGUUAAGGGCGAGGACUACUGCAUCGAAGCCGAGAACGCCGUCUGCACCAGUGCCAUUUCACAGAUAAUGGGUUUCACUCCGACGUUCCAAGAUGGCGAUCCUUCGUGCACCAAGGAAGUGACUAUUCGUUUGAACGACACGGCUAUAAAGUUAAAGCAGAAUCGGCAAAUUUUUGUCAACGGGGAGGAUGUAACGAAGCUGCCGAGCCUCGUAGGUGGCGCGAGUAUUCGCAUCGCCAGUAGUAUUUUUAUUCGCGUCGAGCUACCCAACGGCCUAGAAAUCCUGUGGGACGGGGUCUCUCGAGUGUACAUCAAUGCACCAGCUGACUUCCGAGGGAAUACAAAGGGCUUGUGCGGAACAUUCACAUCAAAUCAAAAAGAUGAUUUCUUAACGCCAGACGGAGACGUAGAGCAAACCGUGCCAGCCUUUGCCAACAAAUGGAAAACAAAGGAGCAGUGCGACGACGUGAAAAAAGAAUCCGAUCAUCCAUGCGACUUGAAUCCCCAGAAACGAGCCGCUGCUGAGAAUUAUUGUUCUGCUUUAAAAAAAAAAUUGUUCCUAGAUUGUCACUGGCACGUCGAUCCUGAGCCCUUCUACAAGGAUUGCCUCUACGAUAUGUGCGCGUGCGAGGCAAACGUCGAAAGGUGUCUAUGUCCGACGCUGUCCGCCUACGCCAAGGAAUGCGCGACCCUCGGUGUGGUAAUUCCAUGGCGCAAUGAGAUCGUCGAGUGCCGCAUCCACUGCCCCGGUGAUCAGGAAUAUCAGAUGUGCGGCAACAGCUGCACCAGAUCCUGUGCUGAUAUAACUUUCCAUCGCAAAUGCAACGAGGAAUGUGUAGAGGGCUGUAAUUGUCCCAAAGGAUAUACUCUGGAUGCCAAUGGUGAAUGUAUUCUCAUUGGCCAGUGUCCUUGUGUCCACGCCGGGUUAGAGUUUUUAUCCGGUUACAGAGAAGUAAGACCAGGAACCAAGAGCCAAGAACUUUGCACUUGCGCAGGUGGCAUAUGGAACUGCCAUGCAGCAACAACCGAGGACAUUCGGAAGUAUCCUCCGAUAGACCAGCUGAAGAGUACGUGUAGCGCGAUAAAGCACCAAGAGGUGACGACUUGCGAGCCCGUGGAGCCACGCACCUGCCGGAACAUGCGUCGGACCUUGGAACAGAGUCCGGCGAUCUGUCGCCCCGGAUGCGUGUGCAAGCCCGGCUACGUCCUCGACGCCUCGAGCGGCGAGUGCGUCCAAGAGUCCCAGUGCCCUUGCUACCAUGGUGGUAGGAGUUUCAGCGAAGGUGCUCUCAUGCAGGAGGACUGCAACAGCUGUCGAUGCAGCGCCGGCAAAUGGAACUGUACCGAUAUCACGUGUCCGGGCAUAUGUUCCGUCUGGGGAGAUUCGCACUUUAAGACGUUCGACGACCGAUCUUUCGACUUCCAAGGCACCUGUGACUACGUCCUCGCAAAAGGGAAACUAAGCGACGACGAGUGUUUUGAGGUGUCUAUUCGUAAUGUCGCCUGUGGCACGACAGGAGUUACUUGCUCGAAAUCGCUGACUUUGAUCAUUGGACAAACUAACGCAGCUAAUCAGGAAAGCAUAACCCUGACGCGCGGCAAACCCUUGACCGCCGAAACUUUCAAAGGUCUUGAGAGGAUAGUUCUGAGGCGCGCGGGCCUGUUUGCAUUCCUGGACGUGCCGGACCUUGGCCUGGUCGUGCAGUGGGACGAGGGUACGCGCGUGUACUUGCGCCUCGAUCCGCACUGGAAGGGUCGCACGCGCGGUCUCUGUGGCGACUUCAACGACAAUGCCGCUGACGACUUCAAAACGCCCGCGGGUGGCGUCUCCGAGGCCUCGGCCAAGCUCUUCGGUGACUCCUGGAAGUUGAACGAGUUGUGCGCCGAGCCAGCGGACGCCCCUGCCGACACCUGCGCCCUUCGCCCGGAACGCAAACUCUGGGCCACCCAGCGCUGUCACGUCCUCAAGUCUACGUUGUUCGAGCCCUGUCACCUCGAACUCGCCCCCGACGACUACAUCGAGAGAUGCAUCUACGACACCUGCGGCUGCGACGAUGGCGGAGACUGCGAAUGUCUCUGCACCGCCAUCGCCGCCUACGCCCACGAAUGCAACGCACGCGGUGUGCCCAUUCAGUGGCGUAGUCAGAAGCUUUGCCCGAUGCAAUGCGACCAGUCCUGCUCAUCGUACUCGCCCUGCCUCUCGACUUGCCCAAGAGAAACUUGCGAAAACCUGGCCACUCGCGAGGAUUCGUUGCACUUUUGCAAGCAGGACACGUGCAUCGAGGGCUGCCUGCCCGAGUCCUGCCCCGACGGCCAAGUCUACCGAAAUGGCUCCUACGGAGAGUGUUUGCCCCGGCUCCAGUGCAAGACACCCUGUGCCACCAUCGACGGGGUCGACUUCUUCGAGGGCGACAGAGUGAAGGGAGACGAUUGCCACUCAUGCUUCUGCAGCAGGGCCAAGCUCGUCUGUAACGGAGAACCUUGCGCCCCCGUUACCAUAACCACGACUCCCAGUAUCGUUUCCAUAACGGAUACUCUCGAGAUGAACGAACAAACGAAGAAAUGUACGAGUGGCUGGACAAAAUGGUUAAAUAGGAACAUACCAAAAGAUCAAGGAAUUCGUAGUGAAAUCGAAGAAUUGCCCACUAUCAUUGAAAUGUUGAACGACGAAGGAUCGCCGGCAUGCCAGAAAGACAAAAUGGCUGACAUCAAAUGCCAAACUACUCAUACGAAGAUAUCGUAUAAGGAGGUUGGGCUGAACGUGGAGUGCAGCGUAAGUAACGGCUUGAUGUGUGAGCCAUCGAUCGAGCUGAAUCAGACGUGUCCUGAUUUUGAGAUCAGUGUCCUUUGCCAAUGCGAGGAGGAGCCAGUGACAACGGGACCGAUCGACCUGUGCAAGCUUAACGAGCCCUACCGGAUCGAGCCAACCAACUGCCAGGAGUUCCUCCAGUGCGGCCCGGGUCUCAAUGGCAACGAGUGGGUGAGAAAGACCUGCGGACCCGACAUGAUGUUCAAUGUGAAGCUACAAGUCUGCGACUGGCCGGCCAAUGUCCUUGUUUCAAGACCCGAAUGUCAGGGCACUGAGAUAAACACGAGCAUUGUGAAUAAUACGCAAGACGUUCGCAAUGAAGAUGAUCGGAAAGUCACGUGCGAACCGGGCGAAUACUGGAAGGAAUGCGCGAUCGAGUGCAACCGCACCUGCCAGUACUACAACUACAUUUUAACGAGAGACGGCGUCUGCAACAAAGGUGUUGGCUGCAUCCCAGGAUGUGUUCCGUACACGCGAGUCGAGUGCCAAUCAAGCAACUACUACUGGCGAGAUCGAUUAACCUGCGUCGAUCGCUCGCACUGCCUCUGUAAAUCCGAGGAAGGGGCUCCCCUCUCGCCCGGAGCUACGAUCAAAGUAUCCAAAUGUAUGACCUGCCAAUGUAUCAACAAUUACUACAGUUGCGAUAAUAGUAAUUGCAAGGAUGACCUGCCGGGAAGCGAUGAAUUUCACCAAAAUACUACUAUUACGACCAAUAUUACUCGCACACACAGUUCAGUGAAAACUAUCAUAAUCCCAUACGAUCUGACGCCACCCCCGAAAUGCAACGAGGAAAGCUACAUUUGGCUCAUUGAGAGCUUCCCCGUAGAGGUGACAUUUGCAGCGAGUAGUUUUGCCGCGCCCGCAUUUAGUCCUGAUGCGGCGAAGCUUCAGCGCUUGGAGUCAUCUGGUAGCUGGAGACCUGCCGUCAACGACGAUCAACAAUGGAUCGAAGUGAGUUUUAUCAGUCCGAAGCCCAUUUACGGCGUCAUCAUUAAGGGCGACGUGGCCGAGGGCAUGUUCGUAACAAGCUAUAAGAUAUUGUUUUCCGAGGAUGACCAAUUGUUCUCAUAUCUUAACGAACCAGCCCCGGGUCAUAAUCCCAUUCCGAAGAUAUUUAGAGGACCAAUUGAUAGUUCGACACCGGUUAGCCAGAUCUUUCACCAACCCGUAGAGGCCAAAGUCUUAAGAAUCAAUCCUUUGACAUGGCACAAAGGCAUAGCUAUGCAAAUCGAGCUCGUAGGAUGUGGCGAUAAAAAGAACAUAACGAUACCGUGGACAACGACGGCCAUACCAUGGAUAACGACAACGUCAUCGAGAGCAAUGACAACCCCGACAACACCUGCACUGGUUUUUGCAUCAUCGGAAUCACCGAUAACACAUUCAGAGAUUUUCACGUCGCCGGUAACACCCAUUAUACAUUCUGAGAUUUUCACGUCGUCGGAGGAACCAACAAUACCUGUGCAAAUUUUCACAUCGUCAAAGACACCAAUAACGCCUGUAGAAAUUUUCACAUCGACGACACCGCGCCCUAUAACACCUGCGCCCAUUAUCACAACAACUAUAAUUACCGAAAUAUUUAUCGAGCCAGUUUGCAAAGAUAAAAUGGGCUAUGACGAUCAGAUGAUGUCGGACCAACAAGUGUCAGUAUCGUCGUCGGUUCAGAACAAAAUUCCAAAUCUUCGACUUUCGUCGAUCGAAAUCUGGCGUCCGCAAUUAGAUAGUCCUGAUCAAUAUGUUCAAUUUGACUUUUUAACACCUCGAAAUAUCACCGGCGUCGAAACUAAGGGCGGGAAUGGCAUUUGGACAACAGCUUAUAAAGUCCAAUAUAGCACGGAUGGCAAAAAGUGGAACCCUAUGAUCGACGUUACAGGAGCUGAAAAAGAAUACCUUGGCAAUGUCGACGAUUACAGCAGCAAAGUGAAUUACUUCAAAAGACCACUGCGAGCACGAUUAUUGAAAAUUUUCCCGACAAAGUGGCAUCGACACAUUGGAUUGAAAGUGGAAAUUAUCGGCUGCUUCGAACCUUAUCCAAAAGAGGAAAUUAUUGAGCCGCAACCUAGUCCUCCUCCUCUUCCUCUUCCUACUCCUCCUCCUCCUUCGCUACAGUCGGACUGCAAUGUUUGUAACGGCGUUAUGGCUGACGAGGCGCAAAAUUGCAAAUGCGACCAAUCAUUAUGGUGGGAUGGAAGAUUCUGCAUCACCAAACAAGAGUGUCCCUGUAUCGUCGGACAUGUACCGUACCCGGUUGGCUCGAGCUACGAGACGACGGACUGCCAGCACUGCCUUUGCGCCUUGGGCGGUAACUCCGUCUGCCAGCCAAAGAUCUGUCCUCCUUGCCCCGAGUCCGGCUCCCGGUCGGUCCUCAACGAGCUCUGCAACUGCGUCUGCAAGCCCUGCCCGAACGGUCAGCUGCUUUGCCCGACAAGCGACGACUGCAUCGACGAGGCCAGAUGGUGCGACGGCGUCCAGGACUGCCCCGACGACGAGACCGGCUGCCGCAAGAUUACCAACACCACCAUUGAGAAGCACAUAACUAUUAGUAUAAAAUGUCAGACAGCUUGCCCGCCCGGCUUCGUCACGGCAAGCGAAUCCGAUCAAAGCUCUGAUUUAACCAACUCUUAUUCAAACUUUAGUUACACCAUGCAAAAUACCGAAUCUAUAAAAUACACGAAAAACAUUUAUAGAGAAAAGCUGAACAGCGGCUUUGGAGUAAUUACUUAUUUUUCGCAUUUUAGAUCGAAAUUACCACCGCCUUCGAUCGAGAGUCGUUUCGGUGAAACAGAUGUUAAUGAUAUGCUUUGUCCUAAACUUUUGUGCAAACCACUCGAUAGAGAACAAGGGGACGAGGAAUGUCAGCAAAUUAAAUGCCCUGAGGGCUUUCAACCUAUGUAUGAUCAAUCGAGGAGUUAUCGGAAAACAAGUGGCUGUGACAAUACUUGCGUGCCAAUUCCAGCCAAAGAAAGAGUUUGCAAGAACGUUGGAAGAACAUUCGCUACUUUCGAUAAUCUCAAGUACAAAUAUGAUAUUUGUAAUCAUAUUUUAGCAAGGGAUCGAGAUGCCAAUCGAUGGUACAUUGUCAUGGAAAAAGUCUGUAAAGAUGAUAGCGAGUCGUGCACGACAAAUUUAUUGAUCAGCAUAGACGACCACAUUGUUAUACUACACACGGACAUGUGCGUCGAAGUGGAUGGUAAUAGGUAUAGUUCGAGUGAAGUAAAGCGCCUAAGCGAUACGAGUAACUGGAUGAAGUUAUCGCGCGUGGGAGAGGCGCUUCGUUUCGAGUCGCGGCUUUAUCCUUUCUGGGUAUUACUGGACUCGUUCGAUUGUUUAAAAAUUAGCGUCUCCGAAGAAUUGGCUCAACACGUCGAUGGCUUGUGCGGAUACCUUGAUGGUAAUGUAGAAAAUGAUCAACAAAUGCCUAAUGGAAGAUUAGCUAAGAGUACACAAGAAUUCGGGGAUAGUUGGAAGCUUCUCGACAGUCCCGAGUGUAAGCUGGAGGUGUGCCCGCGCGAGUCUCAGGCGGUGGCUUGGAGGACGUGCGUUUUGGUGAGGGAAGCGAGCUUCGGGGCUUGUGACAAAGUCAUCGACCGGGAAAAGUUCAUAUCGAGCUGCUUGGAGAGCACUUGUGCCUGCUUAAAUGCCGGAAGCCGGUGUAAGGCCCUCGCAUCGUUCGUCUCGGAGUGUUUGGCUGCUGACGGAAGCAUCGACUUGUCCAGCUGGAGGUCCGCUUACGAGUGCCCGGCCGUCUGCGAGGCUCCGCUGGUGCGCAAGGACUGCUUCAGGAAUAAAUGCGAGAUGAGCUGCGAAAACUUGCGGGAAGUUGAGCCGUGCCCGGCGACCGAAGGUCUCUGUGUGCCCGGAUGCUUCUGCCCGGACGGUCUCGUACGAAACGGCGAGGACUGCGUGCCGCCCACAGAGUGUCGGGACUGUGUGUGCGAUGGCUUUGGCAACUCCAGGCACGUCACCUUCGACAAGAGCGACGUGCUUUUCAACGGCAAUUGUACGUACGUCCUGUCAAGGCACGUUGUACCGGUGACCGAAGGAGCAGCCGGCAAAUAUUCUUACGAGAAAUUAUUGACUGUUUCGCAGACUUUAAUAGAAUUUGGGAUACAUUUACAGAUUCUAGUCAGUAAUGGUGUUUGCGAUGAAGGUAUUUGUACCGAGGCAAUCAUUAUAUUAUACCAAGAGCAUAUUGUCGAAAUAAGAAAAGAAAGGCAAUCGAACGAGUUUAUUGCCAUCGUCGAUGAGCUUACAAUUAUCGCUUUCCCCUACAAAACUAUUUGGAUAAAUAUCGAAGUAACUCGAAAUAAUGAUAUUAAACUCGUUAUUCCCACAAUUCAAUUAGAACUUGUCAGUUAUAAGCACAAUUUUGCUUUUAUGCUUCGAUUGCCAUCUCACACGUUUGGCGGGUCUAUGGAGGGUAUUUGUGGCAAUUGCAAUGGCAUCCAAGACGAUGAUCUUAAGAAACAAGAUGGAGAGAUAACAAAGGACGUGGUGGAGUUCGGCAACAGUUGGCUCGCCAAAGAACUUCCCGCUGUAUUGAACCUCAACGACGAGCAUUGCACUAACACACCGAAGAAAAACUGUUCCGAAGGUCCCUUGACGGACAAUCACUGCGAGAGGCUCAUGAACGACGAGGUAUUUUCACGUUGUCACUGUAUCGUCGAUCCCGCUCCUUAUUACUUAGCUUGUAAGGACACUGUAUGCCAGAACGGUAACACCUGCAACGACUUUGAGUCCUACGCAAGAAUGUGCUCUCUUGGCGGUAUUUGCAUCGAUUGGCGUACCAAGGAGUUGUGCCCUUACGAAUGUUCACCGCAUUUGGAGUAUAAUGCGUGCAAGCUCGGCUGCCCCGAAAGUUGCGAGACUCUAGACAAGGAAAGCGCCACCAAGUGCACGGCCAGUGCCAUCGAAGGCUGCUUUUGCCCAUCGGACUUCUUCUAUCAUAAUGACACCUGCAUACCAAAACGCGAUUGCUUUAUUUGCGACGAGGAGGGCCAUGUCGAAGGUGACGUGUGGCAGAAAGACAAGUGCACGCACUGCUCGUGCGACAAGAGGGUCGUCAAGUGCCAGGAGACGAGUUGCCCCGCACUCGGCACCAUUUGCGAUGAGAAUUCAAAUGCAGUGUUAGUGCCUGGCACCGAGGACGAGUGCUGCCCGAAAUAUCUCUGUGUUUCGAAUCCAACGCCAUCGACAUCAGUUUGUAUUGAAACGCAGCAGCCCGAAUGUGGAUUUAGUCAAGUAUUAAAAGUUACAGUGGAUUCGAAUGGCUGUCAAAAGUUUAUGUGUCAAUGUAUACCCGAAGAACAAUGUCCAUUAUUAACAAAUGAAGUAAUGCAAGACGAAGCAACUUUAGAGCCAGGAUAUGUAUUGAUAACAAAUACAUCUGGUUGUUGUCCAAGAGCAACUAAAGUCUGCAAGCUGGAAACUUGUCCUCAAGCUCCAACAUGCCAGGAAUAUUAUAUUCCCAUCAUUAAAGCAAAUGUAAAUCUAUGCUGUCCUGAAGUUGUAUGCGAACCACCAACGGACCUGUGCCUUUACAAUAUGGAUUCAAAUAAUGAAUUAAAUUUCAUACCGAAUCAAGUUGCCAAACACGUGGGUGAGGUAUGGGAGGAUGGCAAAUGUAAAACGUGCACUUGUGAGCUCAGAGAUGGAAUAUUAAAUUCAAAUUGUUUAAAGAAGGAGUGCCUUAAUAUUUCCAAUCAUCCAGAUGCUUUUGAUUUCGUAUUGAACCAAGUUCAACUCGAUGAUCAAUGUUGUCCAAAUUUCGAGCGGAAGGCGUGCAAAUAUGCCGACCAGAUUUACGAGAUUGGAGAGAAAUGGUAUCCAAAUCCAAGCGAUAUGUGCGCGAUGAAGGAGUGUUCGAUAGAUGCGAACGGACUUGUGCAGAACAUGAUUGUUCAAGAAUGCGUGGAAACUUGUGAUUUUGGAUACGAGUAUCGAGCCUCUCUUAAUCGCAGUCUCGCAUGCUGUGGCGAAUGUGCGGCCCUAGGUUGCGUCGUCGACGGCAAUUUGAAAAUCGAUGGGGAAAUUUGGUAUUCCAAUGACUAUUGCUCUAAGGCAUCGUGUACAUCUUACAACGGAUCGUUCCAAAUACAAGUUGCGAUAGAAAAUUGCGGCGAUGUGGAUCCAUCGGAAAAAAAUAAUUACAAAAUAGAAACACAGAAGGUUCACGGCGAGUGCUGCCCUAACUUUAUUAGGACAGCGUGCUUUAGCAAUGGCAAGUAUUAUGAAAUUGGAGAAACUUGGAAAUCCCUGAACGACAAUUGUAUCUUCGAAUCUUGCAUACAAUCUGAUGAUGGUAAAAUUGUAAAACACAUGGAAACCAAGACUUGUAAUACAAAUUGCCCAAAGGGAUGGAUAUAUCAAGAACCAAAUUAUGGAAACUGUUGUGGAGAAUGUAAGCAAACUUAUUGUGUUAGUGACGAUCUUUUGUUCGAACCCGGCAAGAUUUGGUACUCCAAUGAUAAUUGCACUACUUAUUCGUGCAUUGAACAGAAAGAUCAGCUACUUAUAAGUACGAGUUCACCAGUUUGUCCAGAGCUAAACUGUUUACCAGAUUUAAUGUAUUUUGAUGGUUGUUGUAAGAAGUGCAAUAUUACAUCUGAUAAUAAACUUGUCGAACUUUAUAUUAUAGAGCCAUGUGCUGCAGAAGCUAUUGAUUUCGAGAAAACUAUUGGAAUAUUGAUGGAAAACGAAGGUAUUCAUGGUACAUGUAAGAACUUUGAACCUAUUAAAAAUCUAACGGAAUGUCAUGGACAUUGUAAUUCAUCAACAUACUUUAAUACCGAAAACUGGAAUCAAGUGGUUAAUUGUAAAUGCUGUAAACCAUUGAAUAAUAUGGAGAUUACCGUGGAGUUAAUAUGCGAAGAUGGAGAAAAAAUCAAAAAAUCCCUUACAGUACCUGUAAAAUGUUCUUGUGAAAGUUGUUCCUCGGAUAACUAAGUUAACUGGAAUUUUCAUUAUAUUAAAUUUUCUA